CAGGGCUGGGGUUACAGCGUCAGAGGCAAAUGCCCAGGGAGGACAGGGUGUGAGAUGAGCGGUUGGGGAAGUGACACGUGAGCAGAGACUGAAUGAGGCUGGGGGCGGCUAUGUGGGCACUGCAGGACCAACAUGCUAGGCAGAGGGAGCAGCAGAGGCAAACACUGCAGGGAGCCAGGGGCAGCAGAGCCCUGGGCCCAGCAAGCACACUGAGAGGAAGCCAGCAGGGAGAGAGUGGGUACAGCGGUGGAGACAUUGGCUACGUGCUGACAGAUGUUCUUCCAGAGUCUGCAGGGAUGACAACAACCAUUUAGCACCACAUUCCUGAAAUACCUCUUUUGCUUUCCCUGACUUUUGCUAAGUCAAGAAGACAGGUAUUGGACUCUCCUGAUAAGGAUUAUCUGAGGGACACUGGGAACUGGGCAAGCUAGUGUUAUCUGUCCUAGCGGUCUUCCUGCCAGUUCCCUAAAAUGCUGGUCACACAAUAGAACAAAGCCAGCCAAGGAUGUCUCUGUAUUGGAAUUUAAUACGUAAGCCCCUCCCUGCGCUAAAGGGUCGAAGAACGGAGCAGUACAGGGUGCUGUCAUCCAGCAGUUCUCAGUAUUUGCUCCUGAGCACUUGCCUGGCUUGUCACCCUGGGACCUCCCCCAAAGUGCUGCUGUUGAGUACACACACCUCAGGAGUUCUCAGAGCAGCUGUUAUUGAGCAUGCAUCCUCGUGGACCUUCUGCAUAGUGCUGUUGGACUCCUACUCACUUCUGCGCUUCUCUCCGUGCUUCUGUGGACCCUACCCUACUAAUCCAGGGCACCGAGUGAGGACCGCACGUGUGGACAGCAGCAUCCUGCAGGAUGAAGGCACUUGAAGCUGUGGUCCUGGCACUGCUACUGUGCGGGCAGCCAGGCAGCAGGCAGGCACAGGAGGAGGAGGAGGAGGAUGACAGGAGGCCGGAGAGCUAUGGGUAUGAUGAGGAGGAGGAGGAAGAAGAGGAGGAAACCAACAUGAUCACCGGCAGCAGAGACAGAGCACUGCAGUGCUAUGCCUGCCCCUUGCUACACCAUGGGGAGAGCUGUGACCAGAUGCAGAGCUGCUCCGGCAGUCGGGCCUCCUGCAUCAUGCUUGUUACCCACGGCAACACAGAUUCUGGUCUCCUGACCACCUACUCCAUGUGGUGCACGGACUCCUGCCAACCCAUCAUCAAGACGGUGGAGGGAACCCAGAUGACCGAAACUUGCUGCCAAUCUCCCAUGUGUAAUGUCCCACCCUGGCAGCACCCCCAAGUCCAGGAUCCACUGAAUGGCAAAGCGGGCAGUCCCCAGGACAGCAGGGCUGGUCAUCCCCAGUCCAAUGGGUCAUGUUCCCUCUCAAGCUGCCCCCAACAUGUGAGCACAGCCCUCCUACUCAGCCUCCUCACUAGCCUUUUGGCAGUCAGGGCCUGAGGACACCUCCCUGCCCCUCACACCUGACCGGGCCAGCAGUCUGUCCAGUGUUUCCCCUUACCCUAUCACCAGCUUCAGAGAAUUAAAUUUGGAGUUUCUUUCAUGAUCCAGCCAACUCUGGACCUCCUUGGAUCUGGGCCUUGAGUAUCUGCGUCCCUAGGACCUAUGACCUCCAGGAGUGUCCACCAGCUCAGCCUCAGGCAGAGAUGACACUGUAGGCCUGGGGAACCCCAUCUUCACCCUUAACUUCCCAGCAUGAAAUUCCUCCAAACCCAGCUGCCAGGUCAAGUGGCAGCCCCCCACCCUGUCUGAAGGAACAAGGCUUUGCGGGUACAUUGUUGUUGGUUUUUUAAACAGUCUCACUAGGUUUCCCAGCCUGGGCUCAAACAUGUGAUCCUCCUGCCUUAGCCUGAGUAGCUGAGAUCACGGGGUACACCUCUGUGCCCAGCUUGGGAAGAAGCUCUGGAGGGAAAAGAGCCCCUGGGAGGCUACAGGGGCAGGUGAAGCAAGGGGAGAACAGGAGCUAAUGAGGAACAAGGACAGAAAGGGAAGGAGGAAGGUACCGCUAUAGUCUCAUUCGGCCCUCUGAACUCCUCCCUUCCCCGAGCUGGGUGGGUGUCGGGGAGCAGUGUAGAAGUGUGACAGUCAAUUCCAUACUGCGGAGGGGCGGAAAGGGCCUCUGGCUCCUGCCCUGCCUGCAUCUCUUCUGCUGGGCUGGUCCACAGGCUGCUGGGCACUCUGCCUCCUUGACUGUACCAAGCUCUGCUUCACCAGCAGCUGGUGAUAGGACAGACUGGGAUGAGAGGAAGACAAGCUCAGCCUGGGCCACCGCUCACCACUGACUGGGCCUCAGUUUCCCAAUUUAGCAGUAAGGACAGAGGUUUAAAGGACUCCUAGAUUCCCACUUGCUCAACUUGGUUGGCUUUGGAAGGUCCCAAGUCCAUUCCAUCAUGUAAUGUGUGGCCUCCAUCUGUCCACUCUCUCCGUUUCCUUAUCAAUAAAGCCUCAGUGCCUAACGGGGGUAGGGAGCAAAGUCCUUGGGUGAAGGUGGCAUCUUAUUACUCCUCCCUGCUGGCCACUUACACCAUGAGGCAGCACACUGAUUAUGACAAGGCAACGUGGAGUAAGGGCCCUAACCACUGAUGACCAGAAGGCAUAUACCAGCUCUACACUCCUACCUCAGGAUCUGCUUACUUUGGAGGGAAAUCAACUUCUACCAUGUUGAAGCCAACUAUUUUGGUUUCUGUUGCCUGCAUUUUCACACAUGCACACACUGUCCCACACCCACACAGCCCCCACUGAUACACAGCUCAGAGGUCAGACUGCCUGGGCUGAAAUCUUAGGCCCACCCCUCAGCAGCUUUGUGGCCUCCGGGAACCUCUUCUCCUCCAGCUCCACCCUCUUGCCAGCCUGGUACAGAUUUCACAGAGGGGCUUCCAGCCCUGUGAGUGGUCAGUGCCUCUGGUGCUGUCACAUUUAUCAUGACCCUACUCUGAGUGCAUGUUUGCAAGAAUACCCACCUGUGUGAGCCCAAGCUUCUUAGGACCCAAGAAACCUCACUAGCCAUGUCUGACUAGAAACUGCACACUAUUACCUGUGUUCAUGAAAUUGUUCCUCAGAAGAGCUGUCUUAAAGCCAUGUGCAGAUCCAAGGGGACAGUCUCCCAUAACCCUCAACCUCUACUCUUUCUGAGUCUCAUGAGAAGGGAGCUGGGGCUCAGGGCUCAGUCUGAAGUCACUGGCUCCAAGGCCUGCCCUGGCCUUGGCCUCCUGCCUCUAUGACAGUCUCUUCUCCCAGGAUCUGCACUCUACUCCCAGGAGAAGCAAAGGUGCAGCUGACUCCUCGUUGGGCUCUGACCUGAUCUCCCCUCCUGAAGGAAGAGAGCAAGCAGCCACACUCUGAGAACCCCAGCGCCAUCUACCAGGAACCAUCCCAAACACAGUCUUAGCUGCCCCACAGAGCUUGCUGUCCCGGCACCCAGAGGGUAUUGCUGUGCUGUCCAACAUGGGCACAGUUGGGGUCACCGACAAGAGACAAGAGAGACAUUCAAGGUCACACACUGAGCAGCUGCAGCUUCAGGAUCAAGCCCAGCACUUCCUGUCAACCGCGAGCAUUCCAGGCCACAAGACUGAGGCACCAGGAGGCCUGAGCUGCUACAGCAGAGGUGGGGGACCGGAUGCUGGCCAAGGCCACUGAAUCCCAUAGUCCGGGCCAGGUGGGGCAGAGGUGCCAGUGGAUGGUGGCAGCCCAGGCCCUUAAUGACAGCCACAGCAGGACACCAGCUGCAGUAAAAAGGUUGUGUGGAGCCCAUCAUUCCUCAUCCAGCUGGGCAGCAGAGGACUGAGAGAGGCUAGACCCUGGCCACAGGAUCCAUGCUGUCUGCCUCAGCUCCCCACGGCUCCCACAGCAAAUUACCACCGACCCAGCAAUUUCAAACAAUACAAGUUUGUGCCACAGUGCUGGAGGUCAGUGAUGUUAUGGUUUGGAUUUCAAAUGUCCCUCAAAGGCCUGGACACAGCCUGUGGCAUUAUUGGGAAAUACAGGAAUCUUUAAGAAAUGA
Molecule: messenger RNA, 3996 nt
Organism: Heterocephalus glaber (naked mole-rat)
Lineage: Eukaryota; Metazoa; Chordata; Mammalia; Rodentia; Bathyergidae
Gene: Gpihbp1
Product: glycosylphosphatidylinositol anchored high density lipoprotein binding protein 1
Biological process (GO): triglyceride homeostasis; positive regulation of lipoprotein lipase activity
Cellular component (GO): plasma membrane
Molecular function (GO): acetylcholine receptor inhibitor activity; chylomicron binding; lipase binding
Source: RefSeq, a predicted model, not a curated record